AUGGAUGGACGGAAUGACUUUGUGUUGCAUACCGUGACUGCGGAAGCCUCCGUGGGACACCAUGAUACACGAGCCCCACAUCCCCAACAAGCAGCGCCCUCCGGUCUCAAGACCGCCAGACCAAUGCGCCGGGGAGGCAGAAAAGAGGGAGGGAGCCCCGGUUCUCCGCCGGGCACCGCCAGGGCUUGGCACCGCUUCAAGCUGGGACUCGGAGCGCCGUCUUCGAAGCCACUACCCGCGCGAAGCUUCGGGCUCUGGGGCCUCCGCUCUGCCCUUCUCACACCGCUGGGCAAGGCCGCCUUUCAGCUCGCGCCGAGAGAGCCCGCAGCCUCAGCCGAGAAAAGCCGGCGGCUGGGUCACUCCGCGUUCUCCGCCCGACGGCCGCUCCUAUGCCAGGGCGGUCCGGGGCCGCGCACCUUUGGGCAGGCGGGGCCGGGCCACGCCCUCCGGCCUUGCGCGGGCCUGCCUCGCACCCCUAUAAGGCCCUGGCGCCCCCUCCCCGCCGCAGACUCCGUGCCCCGUCCGAGGAUGCUGCUCAGUUCACCACCGGACCCCGCCGCCGCCCCGCCGCUCGUGGUGCCCCGCCGGCCCCAGCUGCCGCCGCCCUCCAAGACCAGGAGCCGCUUCGAUAUCGAGUCGCUGCUAGCCAGGUCGGAGCCGCCCCGUCGGGAGUCGCCGGUUCCCGGCACCUGGGCCGCCGCUACCACCUCUUCCUCGCCCGCGCUGCACUUCGGCUGCGUGGCAGCCACGCUGCGCUUCCCGGCCCUGUACCUGGCCGCGCAGCAGCCCUUCCUCUCGGCCCCGACCUGCCGGUGCGCCGCGCCCGCCUGCAAGAGGUCAGGUGAGGAAGCCGCCCGAUCGGUCUGCCCGCUGGGGGAUCCCGAGGCCCGUCCGUCGAGUUCGUUCCUGAGCCCGCGAGGUAGACUGCGGGUGAACCUGGACGCUCCACAGCAUUAUAGAGCCCGCUCCGCCUGCCGUCCAGGCCUGGAAUUCUCGCGGUGCACGGGCUCCCUGGGGCCGGCCCUUCCCUGGAGACCCGGAGGUCCCUGCAAGCUGAAGCGAGUCCGCACCGUGUUUACCCCGGAGCAGCUGGAGCGUCUGGAGAAAGAGUUCCUGAAGCAGCAGUACUUGGUGGGCUCGGAGCGCUUGGACCUGGCAGCCACCCUGCAGCUCACAGAGACCCAGGUCAAGGUCUGGUUCCAGAACCGCAGAAUCAAAUGGCGCAAGCAGAGCCUGGAGCAGAAGGCAGCCAAGCUCUCCUCGCAGUUCGGGGCAACACGGACGACCCCCUCUGGCCGGCUGGAUGGGCAGGAUAGUGACAGGGAGGAUGAGGACCUCAAUGUGGACCUUUAG
Molecule: messenger RNA, 1353 nt
Organism: Ahaetulla prasina
Lineage: Eukaryota; Metazoa; Chordata; Lepidosauria; Squamata; Colubridae
Product: homeobox protein not2-like
Exons: 3
Coding region: 1-1353 (450 amino acids)
Biological process (GO): neuron differentiation; regulation of DNA-templated transcription; central nervous system development
Molecular function (GO): DNA binding; DNA-binding transcription factor activity, RNA polymerase II-specific
Source: RefSeq, a predicted model, not a curated record